Messenger RNA from Marchantia polymorpha subsp. ruderalis, 2476 nucleotides. Lineage: Eukaryota; Viridiplantae; Streptophyta; Marchantiopsida; Marchantiales; Marchantiaceae. The record is from the annotation of a GenBank genome assembly.
CACAGAGCGUCGCUGUGCGUCCCCAUUUCUUUUCGGGAGCUCUGGAAGCUCCUCGGGCCUUUCUGGUGGGUUCUACGACCAUCGUCCUCAUCCAUAAAUCCCUCGAUUUCCGACUCGGGUCGGCGGAGAGAGCGGGCACGAUUUGUCGGUCCGUUUCUGCGCUUUCGGACGGUGUUUCAUCGUCGUGUUGAUGAAUCGAGCAGGGCGCGGUUGUCUAAGAUUUGGUGGAGUGGGGCGGAAGGCAGGGGACAGGAAAGCGCCAGUUUGGAAGGUGGGAGUCGAUCGGACUGAUCUCGGCGGUCCUUCGAUGAGGAUAAUCUGUGAUGAGAUCAGUCUUUGAGUGCUCGAGAUUGAGCUGAUAGCUACAUAAUCCGAGCCUGAUCAAGAAUCCAACACAAUAUACCUCCCUAGCUCUGAUUGAGAAGAACCUCUUGCAACUGGAAGGCAACGAGAGGGUGGUGAAUAUUGUGGAGCGGAAGACGAUUGGACUGAUCUGAGUGGUGGGAUUUCUUGUCGAUUACCAGGGCUGAUAGCAAUUGGGAGAGGCGAGGAAGGGAAGGGGUGCAAAUUUGAGGUGCGAAUUUCGAGUUAGUGAGGAAGGUUGGUCGUUGAAGAGGUGGGGAAGGGAGGACAGAAUGCAACCACCGGGUAGAGAUGGACGAGGGAACAAUAUGCGAGGAUUCGGUGGGGGAGGAGGUUUCUUUCCAGGAUUUCCAGACCCUUUUGCAGGAUUUGGUGGAAGGCCAAGCUUUCUUUCGGAUAUGUUUGAUAACGAUCCCUUCUUCAGCGAUCCGUUCUUGAACCGUCCUUUCGGAAGUCUAUUCGGUAAUCCGAGUAAUCUGUUCGGCCCCAGUGGUUUCUUUAGUCAAAGUCUCUUUCCUCCCUUUCCUCCUCCUCCUCAAAUCCUUCAAGAAGCUUUUCACCGGCAGAUACCCGUCGAGGACUUGAUAUUUAAUUCGGCGCCGGAAGGAGGUCGAACAAGUGUCCAUAUUGAGGAGGUUCCAGACGACCAUGAUGACGGAGGAAAUGCAGGGCCCAAAUCGAAUCAGGAGCCGAUAGUUGAGCAUCCUGAGGACGAUGAUAACAAGAAUACAGAAAUAGUGCAUUAUCAACCUGCUCCUUCCACGAGGACUUCACAGUCAGUCUCGAAUACGCGAUCUACCAACCUCCCAGUCAGUUACUCCUACCAAAGUUCAUCGGUAACUUAUGGCGGAACAAAUGGUCCAUACUAUGCUUCUCAUUCGAGCCGGAGAAUAGGGCCUGAUGGGGUCUAUGAAGAGGAACAUCAGGAGAAAGAUCUUGCUGCUGGAAAAGAGAGUCAUAAAAUUUUGCAUGGAUUGGGUAAUAAGGGUAGAGCUUUGACCCGGAAAAGGAACGCGGAAGGCCGGGAGGAAAAGUUUGAAACUUUGCACAACUUGGCUCUAGAUGAAGUUCAAGAUUUUGAAAGAAAGUGGGAAGUUAGGGCUGAGAAAAGCUUUCCUCGAUACAAAAGUUCGUCACAACGUCUCGGUUCAGGGUCGGGCACCAAAUCAAGAGCCGCACUGCCAUCGAAUAGUGGAAAUUCGCACUCCACCGAAUGAUCAAGAGAAUCAUAGAAUUGACGAACUCUGUUUCUAAUGAGAACUAGACUCGACUUCGUCAAUUAUGUUCAGGCCUGGCUGCAGGUUCUAGUUCAGGUUCCAAAUCAUGGGGUGGUCCACUAUUGCAAACGGUGGAGUGUCUCGUUCCAAUGGACUUUGAAGAGUUCCGACCGAACCAGCGAAACACGUUUUUCCAACAGAAAGGAGAAUGGAUUUUGACAAUCUGUUUGAAGUUUCCUGUAGCAUAUGAGUUAAAGAGUGUAGGCUCCACAGCUUAUUGCCGUGGUCCACAUGCUUAUGUACAGUGCCUGAGCAGAAGAGUCAUGUUGCCCAUGACGUUGUACGUAGAAUAGAAUUGAAGUCUUCAUCUUAUUUGUCUAUAGUUGAAUUAAGACUUGGACUUAGUUCUAUGGUGAUUUCCAUACGUCGAAGAAACAUACCGAGUUCACUCACAAUUGAACUUAGUUAGUUAGAUAUUCAGCAAUUUUCAGCCUCUGGAAUAUUAAAGUAAUUUUUGUCUCUCAAAAUUAUCUACAAGUUGAACUUUCCUAAUGACAGGUUUAUGAACCUGCCCAUAUAACAGAACAAUAACUAGACCUAGUCCCACUACCGAAGUUAUCUUCAAUCUCGGAGGAAGUUCUUAUCUUCCCGAAUGAAACGGAUGGAAGUCUUUUCUCGAUGAAUGUGAAAUGAAAGGAUUAGAUUGUAAGGAGCAAGUCAUUGCGGGACGUUCUUACGGACUGUUCGAGGGUAUGAUUGGCAGUCCUCCAUUAUGAGAAAUGUCAGCCGACAGUAGUUGACGACGGUUGUUAAAUCUCACCUCGUUGUGUUUAUCAUCCACAGACGUGGAUGAUGAAAGUCGAACACGAAGCAAUUCGUUCGGACGUUUAGUGCCG